AGUGAAUAGAAAACCAUUACGCUGCACAAUGCAUCCGUAAAUACUUGUUCCACAUUUGUAUGCCAACCUUACUUAAAGACGUCGUCUCGUACAGUUAAGUAAAGGCCGUCGCCGGCGUCGCGGUGGUGUUCACGUUUUCGAUUUCAUUUGUGCUAAACAGUGAUUUUCCUCAAAUUGGGCAUGUGAUCCAAAAUGGGUAGCGUCACGAAGGCCACAUUAGGAGGAAGCAUACACCGAAUACGAGAGUUCGAACUUGAGAAGGUGAACUUGGCCGACGAGUUUGAUAUACUUCAAAUUGUGGGCGAAGGUUGGUUUGGUAAAAUUUUGCUUGUCGAGCACAAGGCAACGGACACCGAGAUGGUUCUUAAAGCCCUACCGAAGCCCUACACGGCGUUACGGGAUUUUUAUCGUGAAUUUCAUUACGGCCUUCAUUUGAGCACGCACAAGAAUGUCAUCUCCACUUACGACGUUGCCUUUGAAACGCCCGGUUUCUACGUUUUUUCCCAAGAAUACGCACCUCUAGGUGACCUCACAUCAAACGUUUCCGAAACCGGAAUUGGAGAGCUUCAUUCAAAAAGGGUGGCCAAACAGCUGGCAGCAGCGCUCGAGCACCUCCACAACCGAGACUUAGUUCAUCGAGAUGUGAAAUUAGACAACAUUUUGGUGUUCAAAUCGGACUUCUCUCGCAUUAAGCUUUGCGAUUUUGGUGAAACGCGAAGAACCGGCGCCGUGGUGUUGAGACGAAAUGAAUGGUUGCCAUACGCGCCGCCGGAAGUCCUCGAAAUACCCAACGACAAAAAUUACAAGGCCGAUACGUCGCAUGAUGUGUGGCAGUUUGGAAUCGUCAUCUUCGUGUGCCUCACCGGCUGCUUGCCGUGGCAGAAGGCCGCGGCAGACGACCCCAGAUAUGUACGCUACCUCUCGUGGCAUUCAAGCGCGAUGCCCAUAAAAAGACAGCCGAAAUUGUUUAAACUGAUUUCAUCAAAGGCUCAAAGACUGUUCAAGAAGUUCUUGGAACCACGCGUGGAUAGAAGACCUGCAGGAUUAGCCGAAGUGUAUCGAUUCCUGGAGGAUAGGUGGAUGUCGAAAGGUGGGGCCGACAAAAACAACGCAUCUACAGCUCAAGACGACGGCCUGUGUCCAUCAAUGUAUAGCUUUCACAGUAGUCCAGAGGAGAAAAACAAACUACUGUUCACUCUGACACAGUACGGCAUUGAAACAACAGUUGACAGAAGCGCGAAGAAAGACAGAAUACGGCAGUGGAUUCAGGCGAGCGUAAUCGAAGAAGAGGUGGACGAGCAGGAGACAAACGGAGGUGGUGAAGUGAUCAAGGUAACUGCGGCAGCUCCGAUUGGUGAAGGUCCAAGCGGCAGAACUGCCGUUUUUGAAAGUAAAACCAAAAGAAGAGAAAGGCGACCACUUCCAACCAAGAACAAAGACGAAGUUUAUACUCCUCCCGUUGAUCCCCGAAUUCCUUUAGACCAACAAAGAAUUAAAAAAGAAAACUUAGCUAAUGGUAUCAUACCCAUUUUAAAAACGGCAGUGAACGGAUCCGUAACGGACGAAGUUAAUGGCAAUAGCAAAGCAAAAAACGUGCAAUUUGACAUUGGGCCCUUUCAGAAUCUUAACUUGAUAAAUACAGGAGAAACCAGAAAUGUUGUAAAUUACGGCAUCAGCGUGCAGAUUCCGCAAUCUUCUACAAUGUUCGCUUCUAAUGAAGAUACCCCAAAACCCCCCGCACGGAAGGGCUCGAGUAAGAAUGGAAAGUUAAAAUCUCCCACAUUUCAGAGGAAGAAAAGCACUUAGCGGUUACUAGUGUGUGAAACGGAGAUUUGACACACAUAGCCCUCAGAUCAAGAUCGCCUUUCUACCCUCGAACCGAAGACGACUGCAUUUAUGUAUGGUAGAAGAACGUGCGAGGUUAGAGAAAAAUCCUUAAGUGUAAACUGUGAUAUGGGUGGAGCCAUUUCCGGUGAAUGUGAGAUGUGUAUUAUUAAGAAGAGUACACACCUGGAUAGUGGUUUCCUGCACCCUCGUACCACAUCAAAUAUUUUUAGACUGACUGGAGCGACCUAGUUUUCCAAAAAAAGAUGUAUUAUAAUUAGCUAUAUAAUGCUGUAAAAUAAAUGAGCUGGCUAAAAUCAUCUGGAUU
Messenger RNA from Photinus pyralis (common eastern firefly), 2152 nucleotides. RefSeq names its product serine/threonine-protein kinase SBK1-like. Bases 193 to 1806 code for a protein of 537 amino acids. The transcript is spliced from 4 exons. Gene Ontology annotation, biological process: peptidyl-threonine phosphorylation; peptidyl-serine phosphorylation. NCBI's taxonomy places the organism in Eukaryota, Metazoa, Arthropoda, Insecta, Coleoptera, Lampyridae. Gene Ontology annotation, molecular function: protein serine/threonine kinase activity; ATP binding. The record is from RefSeq and is a predicted model, not a curated record.